CUAUCCGUGCUCAUGAUUCAAAUAUUGUCCUAUCUGGACCUCAUCCCACUUGGAGCGAGCGAGACCUUCCUCCUAAUCUAACCAUUAUAUUUAUUUGGCGCUUUCUGCUUUCUAGCUCAACAGAUAUGGGAAGAGCACCCUGCUGUGAGAAAGUGGGGUUGAAGAGGGGCAGAUGGAGUGCCCAGGAGGAUGAGAUCUUGACUAAGUACAUUCAGGCCAAUGGGGAAGGCUCUUGGAGGGCUCUGCCCAAGAAUGCUGGACUGCUGAGGUGUGGGAAGAGUUGCAGGUUAAGGUGGAUCAACUACUUGAGAUCUGACCUUAAAAGGGGCAACAUUUCUCCUCAGGAGGAAGAGCUCAUUAUUAAACUCCAUUCUUCUCUGGGCAACAGGUGGUCCCUGAUAGCGAGUCACUUGCCAGGAAGAACAGACAACGAGAUAAAAAACUACUGGAAUUCUCACUUGAGCAGGAAAAUCUACGCCUUCAAGAGGCCGGUUGUUACGGAUCAGACUAAGCAAGCAGCUGUGACCACGGACACAGUCACAGCCAAGCCGGCAAACAAUAGUACAGCAACCAAGCGCAAGGCUGGCAGAACCAGCCGUUGGGCCAUGAAGAAGAACAGAAGCAACAACCAAGAGGCCAAGGAGAGAACGAAUCAUAACAACGUAGCAGCAGUUACAGUGCCACCCACGCCGUCACUAGAGGACGAAGGCUUGUCCAUAACAAGCGUCAUAGACUUCGAGGAUUUCAUGGCUCUGGAUGGUGACAAUACGGAAGACAGAGUAGAGAGAGAAGAAGCAGGUGAGCCAAGUAACAAUGAAGAAAGCGGAGAUGGUUUGUUGAGGUUAGGUGAAGAGAGAGAAACAGAGCAGACAACACUGGAGGGUCUUGAGGAAGGCGUUGAUGGUGGUGGGGAGUCAUGUCUUAAUGACAUGGUGGACACUUGGUUGCUGGAAGACGAAGGUGGUGGGCUUUCGAGCUUGACAGGGGGGGGAGAGAGAGAUGAUGAGGUGUCAUGUUUUGAUUACACAAGGGCGUCACGAGAGCAGCCAGAGGGUAGCAAUAAUAAUUCUGAAGACUGGUAUUCUUGCUCUUCCAUGCCUUCCCUGUUUGAAUACGAUUACUGGAAUAAUUGGGAGAUUGAUGUGGACGAUCAGUUGAUGAAUAAUAACGAGUCGCGGACAUGGGACGAUAAACAAAUCGUGUCUUGGCUCUGGGAAGACGAUGAUUGUCAGGUUACUGGAAUCGCUGAUCCUGAUGAGAAGCAAAAUCUCAAGCCGCGUUUGAUUGUUUCCUGACCUUCAUAUAUGUACUAUACUCUUUAGAAUGUUCAGUCAAAAGGAAAACUCUUGCCCUGGUGGUUUAGUUAAUGGUGACGAGUCAAUGAAUUAGGUGAUAGACUUUGAUUUAACUUUAGAUUUAUUGUAACAUUAUUGUACUUGACGCUCUGGCUGAGGAGGUGCUGGGUGUGUUACUAUCGUGAAUAAUAGCAGUACGCAGUGGAAUUACUGCCACGUACUAAUAA
Messenger RNA from Prosopis cineraria, 1522 nucleotides. Its product is annotated as myb transcription factor 42-like. The coding region runs from base 126 to 1295 and encodes 389 amino acids. The record is from RefSeq and is a predicted model, not a curated record. The transcript is spliced from 3 exons. Lineage: Eukaryota; Viridiplantae; Streptophyta; Magnoliopsida; Fabales; Fabaceae.